This is a messenger RNA of Oryza sativa Japonica Group (Japanese rice), 1519 nucleotides long. NCBI's taxonomy places the organism in Eukaryota, Viridiplantae, Streptophyta, Magnoliopsida, Poales, Poaceae. The record is from RefSeq and is a predicted model, not a curated record.
UACCUUCAUCGUCACUUGUGUUGUUUAAGUCUUGCAGCACGAAACCUCAAGGAGGAGAUCCAUUCUUUUCCUAUAUAUAGCUACCCACAGAGAAAAACCUCAUUGUCCUCCUCUCCACUACACUACACUGUGCACUUCUGCAGGUUGCAAUGGCCACCAUCCCGGAGGUGCCGGCGAGCGAGCUUAUCCAGACCAUGCCGCGCGUCGGCAUGGGCACGGCGGCGUUCCCCUUCACCUCCUCGGAGGACACCACCGCCGCCAUGCUCCGCGCCAUCGAGCUCGGCUACCGCCACUUCGACACGGCCAGGAUUUACGCCACCGAGGGCUGCGUCGGCGAGGCAGUCGCGGAGGCCGUCCGGCGUGGCCUCAUCGCCUCCCGCGCCGACGUGUUCGUCACCUCCAAGAUCUGGUGCAGCGACCUGCACGCCGGCCGCGUCGUGCCGGCGGCGAGGGAGACGCUCCGCAACCUCGGGAUGGACUACGUCGACCUGCUCCUUGUCCACUGGCCGGUGAGCCUCACGCCGGGCAACUACGACUUCCCGUUCCCCAAGGAGGUGAUCCUGCCGUCGUUCGACAUGGAGGGCGUGUGGCGCGGCAUGGAGGAGUGCCACCGCCUGGGCCUCGCGCGCGCCAUCGGCGUCAGCAACUUCUCCGCCAAGAAGCUGGAGCAGCUGCUGUCGCUCGCCGCCGUGCGGCCGGCGGUGAACCAGGUGGAGGUGAACCCGAUGUGGCAGCAGAGGACGCUGCGGGAGGUGUGCCGGCGGGAGGGGGUGCAGCUGUGCGGGUACUCGCCGCUGGGGGCGAAGGGCACGCCGUGGGGCAGCGCCGCCGUGAUGGACUCCGGCGUCCUGCAGGAGAUCGCCGGAGCCAAGGGCAAGACGCUUGCUCAGAUUUGUUUGAGGUGGUUGUACGAGCAAGGUGAUGUUUUAUUGGUGAAGACAUAUAAUGAGAAGAGAAUGAAGGAAAAUCUGGACAUUUUCAACUGGGAGCUCACAGAUGAAGAGAGGGAGAGGAUCAGUCAGCUGCCCCAACUGAGGGGCCUGCCUGGAUUGGAAUUCAUCUCUGACCAUGGGCCUUACAAAUCAGUUGAAGAUUUGUGGGAUGGUGACGUCUAGCAAGCUACUUAGAUACAGUGGAGUAUAUAUCUAAAUAAUCAUGAUGGAUCAUGAUGUGGAUCUAUCUUAAUUAUGUGCGGCAGGCAUGGGCACGGCACCAUUCCCGUACACGUUCUGCGAUCAAUUAAUGUAUGGACCAUACAUGUAUAUUAAUUGCUGUAUACCUAUCCACUUAUUUAAAACACGUCGACACGUUCACGAAAAAUGGUUACUCCCCUGGUAUACAUAUAUAGGUCCAUAGAUGAUGCAUUGCAAAUUUAAUUAGCUACCUAGAAAUUUAUUUAGGAUGCUAAAUUUAAGAUGGUAGAUUUAGUUUAAAUGUAUACGACUCUUGAUCUAUUUUUGUUGGAUUUCACUCCACCCGUGGUUGGGAACUAUUAAUUAAUUCCCUGGGUCUAUAAUGA